This is a messenger RNA of Gastrolobium bilobum, 2366 nucleotides long. RefSeq lists its product as uncharacterized. Gene Ontology annotation, cellular component: cytoplasm; nuclear body. The record is from RefSeq and is a predicted model, not a curated record. NCBI's taxonomy places the organism in Eukaryota, Viridiplantae, Streptophyta, Magnoliopsida, Fabales, Fabaceae. The transcript has 14 exons. Gene Ontology annotation, molecular function: ribonucleoprotein complex binding; protein binding. Gene Ontology annotation, biological process: alternative mRNA splicing, via spliceosome. The coding region runs from base 45 to 1805 and encodes 586 amino acids.
CUCUGGCAGCUUCAGCAAUAUAAUUCUUAGCUAAUUGAAAAGAUAUGGAGAAUUCCCAAGAUCAGCCACUCCCUCCAGGUGUUCAUUCUUGGCCUAAUUAUUCACAGCCUGGUGAGAACAGACCUCAGAAUCAUUCAAACUAUUCUGGAUACUAUCAAUUUUCGCCGAAUGUCGCUGCUCCUUUGCCUCAAUAUCAGUUUUCUCCCAAUGCUCCUCAUACAUCUGUUUAUAAUACCCCUUAUAACUUUCAACAAGGACCCUUCUCUCAGUCUGGAUUUGUUACUACUCAAGCAUUGACCUUGGAGGCCCCUCCCAAUGUGAAAUCAACAGAGCAGCAUGAACAAAAUAAUAAGUCUUCGAACAAUGUUGAUGGAGGACAUCAGAGCGUUGAGAAUGCUAAUUCAGCUGCAUUGCAAGAGUUUGGUGUCAAUUUUACUCAGAAUGUGGAUGAAGCUGCAGUGAAUGGUUUUAAACAAUUAAACAGUGCGAGUGACAUUGAUAUUGCUGCUCAGGAUGCUGUGUUACGCGAACAAGAAAUCACCACCCAAAAUAUCAUAAGGAGUCAAAGAGAGGUAAGAAAUGUGGCUUCACCUGCCAAGGAUAAUUUAGACAUAUUCUCAGAACGACGUGACCCCAAUGCUUUGAAGGAACAUCUGUUGAAAAUGGCCACAGACCAUAGGGCUGAAAUGGCUGUUAAGCGUGGGAAAGCUGCACGCCAAGAAGAAGGUAACACAGAAAUAGGUAAUGGAUAUGGUGUACCUGGAGGAGGUGCCUAUUAUGAUGCUCCCAAGAUUAAUGCUACUACAGUAGGUAGCAAUUCAUUCGUUCAGCCUGAAUCUAAACAUGAUGGAUGUUCAGAGCAGAAACCUGCAGCUAAAGAAUUGCCUGAGUACCUCAAGCAGAAGUUGAGAGCUAGGGGUAUUCUUAAAAAUGAUACACAUAGUAAAGAUCUUAAAGGUACUUCAGCUGGACUUACGGAAAACGAAAAGUUGCCUCCGGGAUGGGUGGAGGCAAAAGAUCCAGGAAGUGGUGCAUGCUAUUAUUAUAAUGAGAGUACUGGGAAGAGUCAAUGGGAAAAACCUCACGAAGCAUCCUUAACUGAGCAAUCACCAUCAUCUUUACAUCUUCCAGAACAUUGGGUGGAGGCAUUGGAUGAAACAACAGGUCGUAAGUAUUACUAUAAUACAAGAAGUCAUGUAUCACAAUGGGAGCGUCCUAAUUCAGCUCAGGAAGUUGUGUCAGAUUACUCAGAGUUGUCGGCUGUUGGUGGGGAUGAUCAAUCAUCUAGUUUGCAGAGGUGCAUGGGCUGUGGCGGUUGGGGUCUAGGCCUUGUGCAAACAUGGGGUUACUGCAAUCACUGCACAAGAGUUCUGAAUCUUCCACAAUGUCAGUAUUUGUCCUCAAGUUUGAAUAAUCAGGAAAACAGUGCUGCACAUCCCCAUGAGAGCUCUGAUAAAAAGGCUAGCAAACAGAGGUCCAGUUGGAAACCUCCAUGCGAUAAUAGAAGUAAAAAAGUGGGCAAGAAACGCCCAAAUGCAGAGGACGAUGAGUUGGAUCCCAUGGACCCCAGCUCCUAUUCGGAUGCUCCUCGUGGUGGCUGGGUCGUGGGUCUGAAAGGUGUGCAGCCACGAGCAGCUGACACAACAGCAACAGGUCCUCUCUUUCAACAACGACCAUAUCCAUCACCUGGAGCCGUUUUACGAAAAAAUGCUGAAAUUGCUUCUCAGAAAAAGAAAUCAAAUCCAAAUUUUACUCCCAUAUCCAAGAGGGGUGACGGGAGUGAUGGGCUUGGUGAUGCAGACUAGGAUCGUCUUAUCAACAUAAUCAUGUUCACCUUUGUCCUGCUGUUUGUGCCAAGUGGAUGAAAUGUAUCAGAUGCAUGUUACUCUAUUGUCUGAGUUAACUAAGGAUGCAUUUCGUUAGAAAAAUCAGCAUGCUGUUGUGCAAUAAUAUUAUGAGGCUUUUACUGCAAAUAGUGGGAAAUUGGCAUCACAUCAAUAACCAAACGACUGGGAAGAAGCUGUGUUUAUACUUACAUAAUUGGCGGUGAUAUAUUUGAAGCAUUCUGACAGGUGAUGGUAAAACUUGCGCUCAGCUUGGUAGCGUUCAUGAGCAGAAACUGCAAAACCAUAUGAUUUUCUCUUGAUUUAAAAGUUCUAGAGAACCUGAAGAUUGGGAAAAUAGAGGAAAUUCUGCGCCUUCCAGCAUUUUCUGUGCUUUUUGCUUUUUGGUUCAUUUGAGUUUUCCACCUAGUCAUGUUAUAUCUUAAAUAACUUUAUUAUGGUAUUGUGGUUUUAUCAUGGAGAUAUAAUCCUAGUCUUUUUUUGCCUUGAAAUACCUGUACACCUUAUUUCCUCGUUAGAAUU